UAUCCCGCAGAUGAAAGUUAUAGACCUUGAGUCCAUUUCUAAGUACAACGACACGUUGUGUGUUUGAUUGUAUUGGACGCUACAGUUUUACAAGACAUUCAACAAUAAAACGUUAUCAGUAACGUUUCAUUUGGAUGGUAAGGUAGUCAAUAGUGAGAUGUCCCCUGUAAACGACCGCUGAGGAAUAAAUAAGUCGUAGCUUAGAGUACUUUGAUACCAAGUGAAAUCAGCUGUGGUAAGCUGACCCGAGGAGUCUGUUAAGUUUUACAAAAAGUCCAAGGGCAGUGACCACGUGAGGAAUCUAAAAAUUGGACGCAUACUAUAAAAAUGCAGGAGUUUAACUCAACCGACGGCUUUGUUACAAAGAGAGGUGCGCACGUGCGGAGAAAUCUACUAAUAUCCGCGCUAGUGUGUCUUGUUCUUGGAAUGGCAAUCGGUCUUCUUAUAGGAAGGUUCGGAACAUGCCCGGAACAGCCGGAACUGGACGUCAAAGACGGUGUUUUCCUACCGGGUAUCUCUGAAAAAAUAAUUCAAGACGGGGACCCUACCAUCAGUGAUGAAAUUAUUAACAACAUUAAAAGUGACAACAUUAGAGACUAUCUCAGGACCCUAUCAGAGUUUCCCCAUCUCGCUGGUACCGAUGCUGACUACCGACAGGCCAAGGAGCUUCACGACUUCUGGAAGCAUGAAGGGUUGGACGAGGCUUACCUUACGCCAUAUGACGUACUGCUGUCCUACCCCAACGUCACUGAUGACGACAUGAUGAACCGGAUAGAGCUGCUAGACGACACUGAUGGGAUAGUGUAUCAGUCCCCGCUGAGGGAGGCAAUCCUUCACCCGACCGAGAACAAGAGUGACGUAGUACCGCCUUUCAAUGCUUACUCCGCCCCCGGAGAUGUAGUGUCGGAACGCCUUGCGUACGUGAACUAUGGUCGACUUGAGGACUACCGCUGGCUGAAGAACAACACUUCUGUCGACGUCACGGGCGCCAUUGUUAUAGUCCGAUAUGGAAAGAUCUUCCGGGGUGACAAGGUCCAUCUGGCCACCUUACAUGGUGCAAUAGGGAUCAUCAUCUACUCUGAUCCGGCCGACUACACCCUGGAUGGAAGUACAUCACGUGUGUAUCCGGAAGACUGGUGGCUCCCUCCAUCUGGAACACAGCGUGGCACUAUAUACCGCGGGCUCGGGGACCCACUGACACCAGGCUACCCCGCCACAGAAACAUCAUAUAGAUACACAGAAAACAGCAGUGAAGCUCAGUUACCCACCAUCCCCGCCCACCCUGUGGGGUACGGUAUAGGACAGAACCUACUCAGUGCUAUGGCUGGGGAGGAGGUACCGGCCGACUGGAGAGGGGCAUUGAAUAUUACCUACCGACUCGGGGGACUGCUCAAUACAACCGGCUGGAAAAUCAGAAUGUUCAUUUCAACUAAAAACGCCAUAAGGAGGACCUAUAAUGCCUUUGGAAUCAUACGAGGAGCUAUAGAACCGGACCGGUACGUGCUCAUCGGUAACCAUAGAGACGCAUGGGUGUUUGGCGCCAUGGACCCGUCAAGUGGUACUGCGGUAAUGAAGGAAGUGUCCAGGGUGAUGGGUAACCUUGUCCAACAAGGAAGAUGGCGACCGAGACGAACCGUUAUUUUCUGCAGUUGGGGUUCAGAGGAGUAUGGCCUCAUAGGCUCGAACGAGUGGGUGGAGCAAUAUGUAAAGAACCUAGCUGCCCGAUCGGUGGCCUACGUGAACUUAGACACUGCCGUGAUAGGUAACUUCUCGUUGCGAGCCUCUGGGACACCUCUGAUGUAUCAGUCGAUAUACCACGCCACCAGACAGGUGCAAUGUUUGCCAUUUUAAAAUAUUAUGGUAGACAAAU
Mizuhopecten yessoensis (Yesso scallop) is the source of this 1870-nucleotide messenger RNA. Its product is annotated as glutamate carboxypeptidase 2-like. Bases 328 to 1851 code for a protein of 507 amino acids. The record is from RefSeq and is a predicted model, not a curated record. Gene Ontology annotation, molecular function: carboxypeptidase activity. The transcript has 11 exons. Lineage: Eukaryota; Metazoa; Mollusca; Bivalvia; Pectinida; Pectinidae.